Messenger RNA from Plectropomus leopardus (leopard coralgrouper), 2300 nucleotides. It is a transcript of the gene plin6, whose product is annotated as perilipin 6. The record is from RefSeq and is a predicted model, not a curated record. Lineage: Eukaryota; Metazoa; Chordata; Actinopteri; Perciformes; Serranidae. Gene Ontology annotation, cellular component: cytosol; lipid droplet. Gene Ontology annotation, biological process: positive regulation of triglyceride storage; lipid storage.
GUGGAUUUAACGUCAGUUUGUCGAAGAUGGAGGAAGUCUGCGGAGCCGUUUUUAUUCCUCAAACACGGAGACCAGCAGAUCAACUCUGCAGUCAAAACCACGUGUGGAUGAAUUCAUCACAUGCCGCCCAGUCGCCAGAUUUAACGGGAAGUUCACCGCAAAAUAAAAGUGUAGACGUUAUCUACUCCCCCUCAUCCCGACGGAGAGUCAGAAUCAAACAGCAGACGUCUGAUCAUUUUCCUGUCAGUGAUGUCACAGCGCGCUCCGUCCAAUCAGGUCGCUUAUUUCAUCCUCAAAAAGUGUCUGGACUCUGUACGAGCAGGUCACUCAGUCAGAGUCUUCAUCAUCAUCAUCAUCAUCACUCAGCCUGUCUAAUGGGACUCGGUGAAGGAGAAAUGUCACAGCAUCAGCAUCAUGAGAUGAGUGCCGUCCUCCGAGCCUCCAGUCUUCCUCUGGUUCGCUCUGCGCUGCAGCAGAUGACCUCGGCGUACUUGGAGGUCAAAGGUCGUUACCCUCUGCUGCGUCUGAUGGGAGGAGUCGCCGAGGUCGGAGUACGCAGCGUCUCCCAAGUCGCCAUGACGCAAGCCACGCCGCUUCUGCAGAGUCUGGAGCCGCAGAUUGAAGUCGCCAACAGUUUUGCUCUCGUUGGUCUCGACCGUCUGGAGAAAAACUUCCCCAUCCUGAACCAGUCCACAGACGAGGUCAUGGGACACCUGAAGGACGCCUUCUUCCUGACGCUGGACGACGUGCAGCUGUGGGUGGUGGACGGGAUGGACGGCGCUCUGGAUCAGCUGGAGCGGCUGUCCGACUCCGCUGUGGCGGCCAUGCGCCUGCUGCAGGACACUCAGGUGGGCCGAGCCGCCACGUCUGGGCUGGACGACGUGCUGAGCCGUCUGGAGGACGCCACCGCCUACUACCUGCCCCUCCCGCCCACGCUGCGUCGGGAGUGGGAGAUGAGGGUGCAGGAGUACGAGGAUGAAGACGAGGACGCGGAUGAGCCCAGUCUGUGGACGAGGGUCCGCAGCCUCCUGCUGAGUCUGUACCUGCAGCUUUAUCACCGCAUGAACAAGAUCAGAGAGCAGCUGCAGAGAGCCGUCAGGACGAUGGGAGACGCUGCAGACAAGGUGGGCCUGAGUGGCGUCCUGGACCUGGUCGGUGAGCUGCUGGACUACCUGCAGCGCCUCCUGGUGGCGCUGGUGUACCGCGCAGAGAAUCUCAAAGAGCUGACGGUGGGCGGAGUCAGAAACCAGGCCGUCAUGCUGGCCGAGCUGCGUCCCAUCCGUCAGGUCAGAGAGCUGCCGGUUCAGAUCCAGCAGCUGCUCGGAGACCUGCAGGAACUCACCAAGCUCCUCCUGCAGCUGGUGAUCAACGCCACGCCGCUCUAUAACAUGCUGCAGCAGCCGUCUGCUCAGGAGGUCGAGGACUUCCUGAACCAGGAGGACUUCACCGCAGAGACUUCGUCUCGCCGCAGCUCCGCCAACAGUCUCUUCCUGAAGGCCAUGGACGGACGCCCUCGCCGCCGCCGCAGUCUGUACUCCCGUGCCGCCAGGGGCUCCUCGGGCUCUGCGGGCCCCCAGAGCCCCCCUGGCCCUCAGAGUCCCGACCCCUCCAACGGCCCCCGCCGCCGCUCCAGCCUGAAGGACGUCCCGGCCCUGGAGGUGGAGGGCCUGCAGAUCCCUUCCGAGGGCUUUGCGCACCGUCGUCCGUCCGCCACCGACCUGCUGCUCGCGCCGCUCAAACAAUUCGUCUCUCAGAGCCAGAAGGCCUUCGAGUACCUGAGUCCCAACUCCCCCGAAAACGCCACCAACGGCACCAACGGCACGGGAACGGACGACUCUUAAACACCACGCCGAGGUCUCCGAUCCGCGACCGAUUAGCACCGCCGCCGGUCCCGCCGCCCGAACAAUCGCAGCGUCCCGUCUCCGAUGACGACACGUCUCUGCCUCAGCUGGUGUUGGUUUGUUCGUACACGUUCAUCAACAGAGCGAUCGGAAAAUUAGUUUAACCCUUUGAAACCACGACAGACGCUCAGGCAGCUUUCGUUAGCGUUAAAAUGAGGAACUUGGCAAUAAAUUCUCCAAAAACUGAAAGAAAUUAGCAAAAGGUGUCAAGAAACUGGCUUUAAAAUUUGCUUUACAAAAAGGGGGGGGGGAUUAUUUGAAAAUUAUUUUGAAAAAAAUUUUUUUUAAAUAGGCAAAGAUGUCCAGAGAACUCUAAUUUUAAUUAUUGGAACUUCAUAUUUAAAAUUGUUUCUUUUCUUUCAUUUCCUUGUUAUGUAAUUUUCUUGUAUGUUUUUGCUA